Messenger RNA from Penaeus monodon (black tiger shrimp), 1179 nucleotides. RefSeq names its product triosephosphate isomerase-like. The coding region runs from base 9 to 812 and encodes 267 amino acids. The transcript has 4 exons. NCBI's taxonomy places the organism in Eukaryota, Metazoa, Arthropoda, Malacostraca, Decapoda, Penaeidae. Gene Ontology annotation, biological process: glyceraldehyde-3-phosphate biosynthetic process; glycerol catabolic process; glycolytic process. Gene Ontology annotation, molecular function: triose-phosphate isomerase activity. The record is from RefSeq and is a predicted model, not a curated record. Gene Ontology annotation, cellular component: cytosol.
AACUGAAGAUGUCGAGCCAAAGGAAGUUCUUCGUGAUCGGGAACUGGAAGAUGAACGUUGACAAAGCCCGGAUCGACCACAUUGUCAAGUUCAUGUCGGCGGCUUCGUUGGACCCGAACACAGAGGCCGUGGUUGGCUGCCCUUCUUGCUACCUGUCAUACGCCCGUCAGAGACUCCCUGACGAGAUCGCUGUUGCCGCACAGAACUGUUACAAGGUCGCUCGUGGUAACUUCAGCGGCGAGAUUUCUCCCGCCAUGAUCCUGGACUCCGGCUGCGAGUGGGUGAUCCUGGGUCACCCUGAGCGAAGGACCAUCUUCAAGGAGUCCGACCAACUCAUCGCCGAGAAGGUCGCACACGCGCAGCAGGCUGGCAUCAAGAUAAUCGCGUGUCUGUGCGAGACGUCGGAGGAUCGCGAGAAUGGUCGCACGGAGGAUGUCCUGUUGGACCAGAUGAAAUCCCUCGCCGCCAGCAUCAGCGACUGGUCUGACGUGGUGAUCGCCUUCGAGGCUCUGUGGGCCAGUAAUACCGGCGUCCUGGCCACAGCUGAGCAGGUGCAGGAGGCCUUGGCCAACAUACGACAGUGGCUGCGUGCCAACGUGAGCCAGAAGGUGGCCAACAGCACCAGAAUCAUCUACGCAGGUUCCGUUUCGUCCAGCAACUGUCGAGAGCUGGCUCAGCUGGAGGACCUGGACGGCUUCCUGGUGGGGAGCGCGGCCCUCAGACCCGACAUCGUCGACAUCAUCAACGCUCGACGACCCGACGUGUCCAGCCUCAUCGCGCACUUCGACCGACCCAGCGGCCGACGCGCCUGACGCGGGCGGCUGCCACUCCUAAUUUACCUAGUUUUAUAGAUUUGCUUAUUUAUUGUAAUAAAUAUAGAAUAAAGUUCUAUUUUCAUCAACCAUUUCAUGUGUUUCAAUUUAUCCACUUCACAGUUGUCAUAUAAAAUAGGCAAAAGAACAGAGUAAACACAUGAAAGCUCUAGUAACGCAAGUGAAUGAUGAUAAAAGUGGCAAUUUUGAUCCGACGCGGCUGACGCGGGCGGCAGUUGCGCUCCAUUUUACUCGCGGGGUUUUGUAAAGAUGUUUAUGCACGAAUGUAAAUAUAGCCUUCGUCAUUCUAACUACAUUUCUCAUGUGUUUCGUGAUCUUUCUAACCGCCGAGGAUUUUUUUUAUUUC